CGUAGGCAAAUGCAUCAUGGCUGUCGUCAAAGAAGAUGUGAGAAUGGCAGCAGGGAACCUCCAAGUUUGUGCGGGGCAGCAGGCAGGAGGAGAAGCAGCAGUCCAUGCCAUGCGGGAGAUAUUCGACCACGUGGAGUGCGAAGCAGUGCUUCUUGUUGACGCCAAAAAUGCCUUCAACACAAUAAAUAGAAAGACUAUGAUACACAACAUUAAAACCAAGUGCCCUAGCUUAGCUAUGUAUGUCGAAAAUACCUAUACAUACCCGACCGACUUAUACAUAAAUAGCCACAGUGGAAAAGUGAAAGUGUUAAAAUCAUCUGAGGGAACAACACAAGGUGACCCAAUAGCCAUGGCUAUGUACGCCCUGGGCCUAUCAGUCCUCCAAAAUGAAAUCGCGUUCGCAGAAACACGGGUGAAACAGGUGGCUUAUGCGGAUGACCUCUCAGGUGCUGGUAAAAUCUCAGACUUAAAAGGGUGGUGGGAUACUGUGAACACCGCCGGCCCUGAGAUAGGAUACAUCCCUAACGCCACCAAGUCUGUCCUUAUUGUCAAACCUGAACAUUAUGACCAUGCCGCAGAAACUUUUAGAGGAAGUGGCGUCACUGUGACAAAAGACGGACAACGACACUUAGGUGCAGUGAUCGGGACAGAGGUAUAUAAGAAGGAGUACGUGGGAGACAAAGUAGCUGAAUGGGUGAAGGAAAUAGAAGCUUUGUCUGCCAUUGCCAAGACUGAGCCACACGCUGCCUAUUCAGCGUACACCCACGGCAUCCAACAUCGGUGGACGUUCCUGAUGCGCACCAUCCCCGGCAUCAGUCCACUCCUCCGACCACUGGAAAAUGCGGUCAAGAAUGUAUUCAUGCCGGCGCUGGUGAAAUAUCAUGCUUUGGGGGAGGAAGAGAGGGAUAUGCUAGCACUUCCCCCAAGACUGGGUGGGAUGGGGAUCACCAACCCUGAGAAGCUGGCAGAUAAGGAGAACCAAAACUCCAUCAGCCUUACCAGGUCACUCAUCAACAGGAUCAUCGCUCAGGAGGCAGAGGGCGAGAUAGACCAAACAGAAAUAAGAGAUAUUAAAAGAAAAAUCUCAGAAGAAAGGCAACAGACCCAAAAAGACGAGCUGGACCGUCUUACACACCACCUGUCCACAGAAAUGGGUAGAAAAAUACACACAGCACAGGAGGCAGGCGCCUCUAACUGGCUAACGUCAUUACCAAUCAGAGCAAAGGGCUUCAGCCUCAACAAACAAGAAUUUGUCGACGCCAUUGCUCUGAGAUAUGGCUGGCCGAUUGAGGGACUGCCUGAUCUCUGUGCAUGUGGAUCACCAAAUGAUGUCACCCACACCAUGACAUGUAAAAAGGAGGCUUCGUCUGUAUUCGACACGAUGAAGUGAGGGAUCUGACAGCCAGCAUGCUUGGGGAGGUAUGCCAAGACGUCACUACCGAGCCGGCACUGCUUCCCAAUGACGGCGAACACCUUCGGUACAGGACAGCCAAUACCUCACAGGAGGCACGGGUUGAUGUAAGUGCCCGCGGAUUCUGGGUGCGCGGACAGCGGGCGUUCAUGGACAUCCGCAUAUUCGACCCGAUGGCUGCCUGUCACCGUGAGCUGCCCCUGCAAGCCUCCCACCACAGGAACGAGCAGGAGAAGACAAGGGCAUACGGUGAAAGAAUCCAACAUGUGGAUCAGGGCAGCUUCACCCCCCUCGUCUUCACCACAUCCGGCGGGAUGGGUCCCAGGGCCCAAUGCUUCUACGCACGCCUCGCGGAACUAAUCUCAGAAAAGAAGCAACAGCCAAGGAGCCACGUUGUCGCCUGGAUGAGGUGUCGCCUCUCGUUCUCCCUGCUCAGGUCGGCCAUCCUAUGUCUCAGGGGCACCAGACACUCUGACCCAAAAGCCACCACCAUCUCCAAUAUGGACUAUGAAGCCACAGUGGUGGAGAGUGACAUUAGGGUGGGUCGGGAGUGACUUGAGUAGGGAAGGAAAGGGGGAUCUAGACGUAAUAGAUGAUAGGUUAUUUAGUGUCAGGUAGUAUUAGUGAUAUGGUUGGAUGCCACAGUCAUUAGCGAACAGAGUUGGGGCUAAUGACCUCCAAGCUAUGGAGCCCUCCAUGA
Eriocheir sinensis (Chinese mitten crab) is the source of this 2111-nucleotide messenger RNA. RefSeq lists its product as uncharacterized. NCBI's taxonomy places the organism in Eukaryota, Metazoa, Arthropoda, Malacostraca, Decapoda, Varunidae. Bases 17 to 1390 code for a protein of 457 amino acids. The transcript is spliced from 2 exons. The record is from RefSeq and is a predicted model, not a curated record.